Ziziphus jujuba (common jujube) is the source of this 1556-nucleotide messenger RNA. RefSeq lists its product as uncharacterized. NCBI's taxonomy places the organism in Eukaryota, Viridiplantae, Streptophyta, Magnoliopsida, Rosales, Rhamnaceae. The transcript is spliced from 10 exons. Bases 324 to 1430 code for a protein of 368 amino acids. Gene Ontology annotation, cellular component: cytoplasm. The record is from RefSeq and is a predicted model, not a curated record.
GUGUACACUGUAAGACCAGGUUCUCCACAUUUUCCUCAGCCCACCAAAAAGAAAGAAAAAAGAAAUUCUUGUAUUGUUUUUGUUUUACAAUUUCUACCCACCUCUCAAUUCUGUGAACACUAUUUCCAAUUUUUCUUUCUCUAUUUUUUUUGGUUUUUUUAUCUUCCUGGGGUUUUUAUGCACGGAAAUUCUGACAUUUUCUAUCAGUUUCAAGAAGGAACUUUAUUAGAUUUCAGGAAGCCAUUUUUUUUCCUGUUUUUUAAAGAUUGGGUUUUGGUGAAACUGUGUGAUUCAGAGAGACAGAGACAGAGACCGAGAGAGUAAUGGCUAUGCUUCAUGUUAGCAGUGCAUGUUAUUGUGUUGUGAGCCAGAGGAGAGCUCACAGAAUUAGAGGUGUUGCGUCUGAGGAUUUUGCUCGUUUGAAAGUGGAGGAAGAGAAGGUCAAGUUGGGGGGUUCUGAUUUGAGGGUUACAAAGCUCGGAAUUGGAGCUUGGUCUUGGGGUGACACCAGCUAUUGGAAUAACUUCGAAUGGGAUGAUAGGAAGCUGAAGGCUGCCAAGGCCGCUUUUGAUGCUAGUAUUGAUUCCGGCAUAACCUUCUUUGAUACUGCUGAAGUUUAUGGCUCAAGGUUCUCAAUGGGUGCUAUAAACUCGGAAACUCUACUUGGAAGAUUUAUAAGGGACAGGAAAGAAAAGGAUCCGGAACUGGAUGUUGCUGUUGCAACCAAGUUUGCAGCUUUGCCAUGGAGAUUGGGUCGUCAAAGUGUCAUCACUGCCCUCAAGGAUUCCCUUUGUCGCCUUGGACUUUCUUCGGUUGAUCUCUAUCAACUUCAUUGGCCUGGAAUAUGGGGAAAUGAAGGGUAUAUUGAUGGUCUGGGAGAUGCUGUUGAGCAGGGCUUAGUGAAGGCUGUUGGUGUUUCAAAUUACAGUGAAAAACGACUGCGUGAAGCACAUGAGAAACUUAUAAAGAGAGGUAUCCCGCUGGCUUCAAACCAAGUGAAUUACAGUCUCAUAUACAGGGCACCAGAGGAGAAUGGUGUGAAGGCCACCUGUGAUGAACUUGGAAUAACUUUGAUUGCCUAUUCUCCUAUUGCUCAAGGUGUUCUCACAGGUAAGUAUACACCGGAUAAUCCACCAACAGGGCCUCGAGGACGGAUUUAUACUCCCGAUUUUCUAACAAGGCUUCAACCUCUGCUGAACAGAAUCAAGGAAAUAGGAGAUAACUACAGCAAAUCUCCCACACAGGUAGUCCUUAAUUGGCUGAUAGCCCAGGAAAAUGUUGUGCCAAUUCCAGGAGCUAAAAAUGCAGAGCAGGCUGAAGAAUUUGCAGGUGCACUUGGGUGGAGGAUCUCCGAUGAAGAAAUUAGCGAGCUGCGCUCUUUAGCUUCAGAAAUCAAACCUGUAGUUGGUUUUCCAGUUGAAAAAUUAUAAAUGUAACGCACAUUAAGCUAAUUGACAGAAAGAAACAAUGCAAAAGUAACUUCUUAACGUUGAAAAUGAAUGUUCAAGUAUAUAAGCAUAAGCAAUGUAAUUAUCAAACUGUUAAUUUUUCGAUUA